GGGUCAGUCACGUGCGUGAAUAUAUGGUUCACACGGUACAUUUCGGGAAUUUUGUCCCACCAUCGACGCUAACCUCCAUGACUGAGAGUUGAACGAUAUCACAAUAUUUUUCUGCCCGUAUCGACUAUAGAUUGACAUCCAUGGACGAAUCUGGAGAAGGAAGACUCUUUGCAAGAUUCGAGAAAUAUGCCGAAUUUGCGGAUAUACAACGAUCUCUCCUUGCACUGGAUUUAACUGUCGUGCCUACAGCGGAAGAAAGUAAGGAAGAGGCAGUCAAGCUGCAGAAGCUCUCAAAUAUACUUGAUGAAUAUCAAGAACAGUCCUAUCUCUUGGAUCCGUACCUCGAAGGCCUCGUUGUUCCGGUGGUGGACAGUCUAAAGUCGCAUGCACAUGCAUCAAUAUCCCAUCCUUCAACAAUCUUCUCAUCAGAACGAGUGCAACGCGUCGCUCUGCUCUUGUACAGAUAUAUCAAGUGCCGUGGGUACAAGACAAUAAUCAGAUUUUAUCCCCACGAAAUCGCGGAUCUGUCUAUUGCAUUGAACUAUAUGCAAAACGCGAACACUUUAGUGGUCGAAGUAAACCAAUGGGCUCUGCGUUAUACCUUUUUACUUUGGCUGUCUCUUAUCUGCAUGCUGCCUUUUGAUUUGGCGCAAUUUGAUGAAGUCGAAGGUGGAAACCAGACAGCCCUUUCCAUAGAACACAUCGGGAAAGGAUUCUUGUCCAAUGCUGGCUUAGAGCGCGAGGGUGCUGCUAUUAUGCUGUCGCGUCUGUACAUGAGAAAGGAUACCCUCACAAUAUUUCACCUUUAUCUGUCCUGGUGUAAAGAUACCAUCCGCGAGUCCAAGGAUCCUUUUACGGUUAUUGGACUCCUACAGGUACUAUGCGAGGUUUUAAAGUCAGGAUCUGUGGGACAAGUUGAAGUGGCUCUACCUGAUGUUCUUGACAUCGCUGCUACUCUGGAGGGUGAAUCAACUCUCUACGCUAAUACCGUUGUCAGGAAGUAUAAAACGAAGCUCGUAUCACGCGUAGCGUUACGCAUAUUACCGGCCAGAUCGGCCAGAGGGACUGACAGUCAGGAUGACAUCGAUGUUCCGGACUCGAUCGAAAUCGUCCUGGAGCAACUCUUUCAGAGUCUCCAAGAUAAAGACACUGUCGUCCGAUGGUCAGCGGCCAAAGGCAUCGCAAGAAUUUCAGAUCGCCUUCCAACCGACUUCGCAGAUCAAGUACUUGACACAAUCAUGGGGCUCUUUUCAAUUCAUUCUGUGGCGGCAGCACGCAUAUACGAUCUUCCUGCUAUUGCAGAAAGCACCUGGCAUGGUUCAUCUCUUGCUUGUGCCGAAAUGGCACGUAGAGGCCUCGUUAGCUCGGAGAGACUCCCCGAGUUACUUAAUUGGCUUUCAAAGGCACUGUAUUUCGACUUGAGGAAAGGUGCUCAUUCCAUAGGUUCUAGUGUUCGUGAUGCUGCUGCGUAUGUUAUUUGGGCUCUCGCUAGGAGUAAAAAUCCCAGCGAAUUGGCGCCUCACGCUGAGAAACUCGCUCGUCAAUUAGUCACGGUGUCGCUUUACGAUCGUGAAAUACAUAUUCGACGAGCCGCCAGCGCCGCUUUCCAGGAACAUGUGGGAAGAACAGGACUAUUUCCUCACGGAAUUGACGUCUUACGCAAGACGGACUUCUACGCUGUGGGCAUUAGGCGGAAUGCAUUUCUCGUUGCAGCGCCUCAAGUUGCUGAGCAUCCGGAAUACCGGCGAUAUCUUUUUGACCACCUUUUGGAUGUACCACUGAGGCACUGGGAUGCGAACAUGCGACAGCUAGCAUCUCAGUCCCUUCGUCUCAUUUGCCUUUUAGAUCUAUCAGGAUUAGGUCCGCAAGUUUGCUCCAGAGCCGCAAAAUUACUCGAAUCCCCUGAUAAUACGGAUAUUCACGGAGGCCUUCUUGCAUUGACCGAGCUAUCUAUUGCCUGCCGUGAUCGGGCUUCAUCAGAAGUCGAAAGGGAGCAACAAAUGCGAGAUAUUUUCAAAUACCUUGCAAUUGUACCUCACGCUGUCUUGGUAGGAUCUCGAAAUGAGAUUGUUACUGCAGCAGCAUGCCAGUUGAUCGCAAGUACAAUGACGUUGGCGGAGAUUAGUAUGGGGCCAAAUACGUCUGUUCCCAAGUGGAGACAGGUUGUAGACUUUGGUUUGAAGCAUCGGCGUGUCCCUGUACAGGAAGCUGCGGCGAUGGCUAUGGCUUCCAUCAGUAAAUUGGUGGACUGCUUUACUACUGUUACCAGAUUGAUCCGGGAACUGAGUUCUGGGUCCUUCUCCAGUCAGCAGAGCCUUGGCCGAGUAUUGGGUGUGAUCGAUUACGAUUCUUUCCCGAAGUGCUUGCCGGAUAGUAUUAGCUGCCUUCUAGAGUGUGCCAGACCUUCGCCAAAGGCCUUCAGUGCUAAUAUAGAAGCUCGUCGCAACUGUUAUAUUGCCAUCCCUCAAAUCAUUCAAAAUAUAGUUCCGCAUCUCGAUGACCGCGUGUCUCCAGAAGUCUUCGCUUCGUUGUUUGACGCACUUUUGUGUGGAUUAGAAGACUACACGAUUGAUGAACGAGGUGAUGUUGGCUCGUGGAUCCGGAUGGCUUGCGUACGCGGCUUGACAUCGGUCUCUGAAAUUCUUUUCUCGAACGCAAAGACCAUCAUCCACUUUGAUGAUUACUUACCCCCGUUGAAAUAUCACCUAGCCGUUAUCGGGAUUCUCAAACAGGGUGUUGAGAGAUUGGAUAAUGUUAGGCAGGACGCCGGAGAGUGUAUUCUAAGACUUCUUCGGCUGCCUCUACCAGAUGUGAAUGACGCCGGACGCUGGCAGUUGCCGAGUUGUGGCUUACUCAUGGAGCUUUUUGCAUCUGGCACUGAAACUGUGAGCUGGAGCGAUGGACACUGGUUGUUCCCCAGGGCUGUCCGUCUUUUAGAAAUCGCAGAAUAUCGUCAACCGAUCCUGAAGGGUCUUGUUAUAAGUCUAGGCAGUAAGACGGAUAGCAUUCAUCGACCCGUCUCAACAAGUUUGUCGGCAUAUGCACGAUCUUUACCUGCCAGCGGGCCAACAGAUGCUUACGACCUUGUCACAUUUGCGAAUGAUUUGAUCAAAUAUGCUAAGGCAAACUUAGGAUCUAACAAUAUCGUCGUGCCAGUUCUCCAGACGUUCAAUGUCCUGCUUGAGGCUGGGGCGCUCAAAAAACUUUCAUCCGAUAAUUCCGGCAUCAAAAGUUUGGAUAGUUUGCAUCUGAUGGCGUCUCAGCAUGUCGAUCGACUGAAGAGCGUUCAACGAAUCCAUGAAUCCAUGAAGAUUGUUAUCAAUCUCCUCGCAUUUGAUGUGAUGUUUGAACGAUGCAUCACUAGUCUCCCAAGUUUUCUCGCUCAUCGAUUCCCCACUAUCCGCUCGGAUGCAGCUGAACUUCUGUACCUCAAAAUUCAGAGUCUGGACCUCAACAGAGAUACCGAAGAAGUAGAAGAGCUAUUGUUGGAGACCGAGUGGACAUCAAGCGAUGUCGAGGCUGUUCGCCAACAUGCGCAACAUGUAGUGGAAUUAUUUAAGGGCGAAAUAUGAAUCACUUGGUCUAUGUUACGGGCAAGUUAGCAUCUGAGCAGAUUAGGUGGUUCAGGGUGGCUGUGGUCGGAUCGUGGGAAAAUGAUCGAGUCGUCACUGUCUGGUCA
Molecule: messenger RNA, 3679 nt
Organism: Desarmillaria tabescens
Lineage: Eukaryota; Fungi; Basidiomycota; Agaricomycetes; Agaricales; Physalacriaceae
Product: TBCD protein
Exons: 20
Coding region: 141-3572 (1143 amino acids)
Biological process (GO): microtubule cytoskeleton organization; post-chaperonin tubulin folding pathway; tubulin complex assembly
Molecular function (GO): beta-tubulin binding; GTPase activator activity
Source: RefSeq, a predicted model, not a curated record